This is a messenger RNA of Anthostomella pinea, 816 nucleotides long. NCBI's taxonomy places the organism in Eukaryota, Fungi, Ascomycota, Sordariomycetes, Xylariales, Xylariaceae. The record is from the annotation of a GenBank genome assembly.
AUGGCCGACCAACCAAAGCAAGGGAUGGAAAAUUUCUACUAUGAGAACCCUGAGCUCAGCGAUGAGGCAAAGGCCAUCCUGAAGAACUACAGUGGUAUCCCCGAGACAGAGCAGACUGCUCAUGUGCGUGCUGUGCGAGACAAAGCAUGGCAACUCUACAGAUAUCCCUGCAUUGGCAGAUUCGCCUUCAUCACCUUCAGCAUCGGCCAAUCAGAACACUACCACGACGCCCUGCAGCGCCUCAAGUCCGGGCAGAACCUGCUAGACCUGGCCUGCUGUUUCGGCCAAGACCUCCGCAAACUCGUGAUCGACGGCGCGCCGCCCGAGAACGUCGUCGGCAGCGAGCUCGAGCAGGGCUUCAUCGAUCUAGGCUACGAGCUUUUCAACGACAGCCCAGAGAAGCUGAAAGCGAAGUUUAUCGCAGCAGACUUCUUCGACAACUCCGGUUCGCCAGCGCCAGGCUUGGAAGAGCACUCGUACGACAUGAUCCACGCGGCCUCGUUUUUCCACCUGUUCGGCUGGGACGAGCAGGUCGCGGCUUGGGACCGGGCGCUGAAGAUGCUGAAGCCGAAACCGGGAUCGAUGAUCUUUGGCAGACAGACCGCUGUGGCGAGGGCUACGGUGCUGAAGCAUCCUGCGACUCGCUCCGGGGAGAUGUACAGACAUGAUCUCGAGAGCUUCAGAGAUCUCGUUGCUGGAGUGGCUGAGAAGAGCGGCAUUGAGGUGGAUAUCGAGGUGCACUAUGUUGAUGGCAGACUGGGAGCGAUGUCGGCUGAGGGAUGGAAGAUGGUGCGGUUCUGCGUGUCGCUGAAAUGA